AGUGAUACAACUAACUAACAGUUAAAGUGGAUUUUACAUGUUUUUUUAGUCCAAUGGUCCAAUAGGAAAAAAUUUCUUCCAUUGUGUUGUGUUCGGUUGUGAGAAAAGAAAGAGAAACAAAGGGUGAGGAAAGAAAAAUAAAAAAUAAAAAAGAAAAUACAGUAGAAAGUAAGUGAAAAGUCCAAAUUAACCCUGCAGGUACUUUAUUUAUGAUUCAGUUUUUAAUCAUGCAGAUUUUGCAGGAAGUCAUUAGUCAUAUCAUCAUAUAUAUCUUUCUGUAAAUACAGUAGUUGAAGGCAUGGAAUGGCUGUGCAUGUGAUAUGGGUCCUUCACCUGCGUAUCAGAAAUCACAUCAAACAAACAAAAGAGAAAAAAAUCCUCCUCUUCCAAAUUGUAACUCCUUGAGCACCAUUAGAUGAGCAUUUAGUUACCACAAAGGAACCUAGAGUUUAUUUGACAGCACUAUCGCUUUCAACACACCAUUCAUGCAAAAUCAAUCCCCACUCCCCACUUACUCUAAGAAUUGAUAUUUAAACUUUGCUUUAUUUGCUUAUCAUUACAAGACAAAAAAAUCCCCAUGCAUUACUUCUCCCACCCUAUGCUAACCAAAGCACACAACUAAUUAACAAAAUGGAGCCUGUGGUCCACACCUCUUCCCCCUUCUUUCUCCACCUUUUUGGCUCCCUAUAAACUCCCUCUUUCACUCACAAUGCUCCAAAAGACAAGGCUCUAACUGUUUUCUUGCUCCAGCACUUUCUUCUUCUUCAUCAUCAUUGUCAGACCACUCACAAUGGAGAUCAAGAGUGGAGAGAGGAGGCAAGUGUCAAUUGAGAAGGUGAGGAGAGACAACACAGUUGAAGUAGAAGAUGAAGAAGAGGAGGAUGAAAGUGUGGUUGGUGGUGAGGGUGGUCUUGCAGAAGAUGAAAGGAAGAAAAUUGGUGGAGGAAGUGGGAGAAGAGGGUCAAGUGGAGUUUCUCCACCUUCUUGUCAGGCAGAGAUAUGUGGUGCUGAUUUGACUGUUGCAAAGAGGUACCAUCGCCGUCAUAAGGUGUGUGAGCUUCAUUCCAAGGCUCCUUCUGUGAUGGUUGCAGGACUGAGGCAGAGGUUUUGCCAGCAAUGUAGCAGGUUCCAUGAGCUGGCAGAGUUUGAUGAAGCUAAAAGAAGCUGCCGGAGACGCUUGGCCAGACACAACGAGCGGCGCCGGAAAAGCAACGCUGAAACUUGCAAUGAAGGAUGCAGUGGCAGCAAAGGGCAGCACCCUGCAGAAACCCACUGCAGAAAUACUGAUGACUGGGGAAGAAUUCAGAUGAACAUUGCAAAGAAUUCUGGCUACAAGUUCUUCCAUAUCAGAUGAAUCCAAUGUGUUCAUCAGCAUGCUCCCUCUCUUCUGUCAAUGAAUCUUCACAGUUUACAUGCCAAGGCAUAUAAUAAAGGCCCCUUUUUUAUGUUACGAGAAUAAGCAUCUAAACCAGAAUGAAAAACUCCCAACAUCUAAAGGAGGUGUCGUAUGUAUAAUACUAGUUCAUUUCCCUUAAGCUCUAUAUUCUAUUUACUUAGUCAGUUUCUUCUGUUUCUGUGUGCCUUGGAAUAUAAGUAUUCUGUUGUGCCACCCUUAAUAUGGUGUACCCCUAUUCCCCCUUGAUUAGAAUAAAAUCCAUUGCUUCUUUGAC
Molecule: messenger RNA, 1670 nt
Organism: Glycine soja
Lineage: Eukaryota; Viridiplantae; Streptophyta; Magnoliopsida; Fabales; Fabaceae
Product: squamosa promoter-binding protein 1-like
Exons: 2
Coding region: 791-1354 (187 amino acids)
Cellular component (GO): nucleus
Molecular function (GO): DNA binding
Source: RefSeq, a predicted model, not a curated record